This is a messenger RNA of Solanum dulcamara, 1940 nucleotides long. Its product is annotated as B3 domain-containing transcription factor FUS3. Gene Ontology annotation, molecular function: DNA binding; DNA-binding transcription factor activity. The coding region runs from base 58 to 942 and encodes 294 amino acids. Lineage: Eukaryota; Viridiplantae; Streptophyta; Magnoliopsida; Solanales; Solanaceae. The record is from RefSeq and is a predicted model, not a curated record. The transcript has 6 exons.
UAUCACACAAAAAGAGAGGAGGAGAGAAAAAGCUUUUUUACAGAAGGAGAAUAGCAUAUGGCGAUGAUGGAGAUACCCGAGGCGUAUGGAGUGAUGGCAGAUGGAAAUGACACCAACAUCAACAUUACUAGUAAUAGGAGUGUUAUGAUGAAUCCAGCUCCUCCCAUUCCUAUUCAGAGCACCAAAAGAGUUCGCAGCCAGAGGCGUAGGCGUUCUUCCCUCAACUUCGCUUCCCUGGAUUUCCCAUCCUUUCUCUCACACGUGCCACCACCUCCACCUCCUCCUCCUCCUUUGCCCGCCGCACGUAUACUUGAACCAACAGGAUUCAGAUUUCUCUUUGACAAGCAGCUUCAGAACAGUGACGUCAGCUCCCUGAGGAGAAUCGUUGUGCCCAAGAAAGCAGCUGAGCGAUAUCUUCCAGCUCUUGAGAUCAAAGAAGGGUUUCCCAUAACAAUGGAUGACAUGGACGGUAUUCAUGUUUGGAGUUUCAGAUACAGGUACUGGCCAAAUAACAGCAGCCGAAUGUAUGUGCUUGAAAAUACUGGUGACUUUGUCCAAACACAUGAAUUGCGCCAAGGAGACUACUUUGCACUCCACUACAAUGACCAAAAGCAGAUUUAUGGCAUUGAAGCGAGGAAAGCUGGAAGUGGAACGGUAUUCCGUGGUUAUGAAGCAGAGGACGUGAUUUUAACUGAUUAUGCACAGCCUGCAGAUGAUGGGAAUGGAGCGGUUAUGAAUGAACCAGAAGUGGAUAUGUCCAGCUUUUACUUCCCUGCAAUGGAUAACGAGAUGGGUAUGUCCUUCAUUUAUGAUACCAGCUUCUGGAACGAGCCUGCCUUCGACUUUGUAGGGGGUCCUAUGACCUAUUACUCAACUAAUGUGUACCCUAUGCCAAGCUUUGGGUCCAUUGAAGACAGCUUUGCUGUUGAUGAUUUCUACUGAAGUCUGGAGCACGCAUAGUGGAAUAUAUACUACUAAUCCCAUGCAGCCUUGUAAUCUAAUGCAUACUCUUACCAGUAGCGUUUUGAAGUAAAAAGCUGAUACUCCAGCUACUAGCACAAGCAACUUUACUAGUAAGUUUAAGGUUUCUGUUUUUUGUUUUGUUUAUUGUUAGAAGGGGCUGAGACUUCUGGGGGUGUUUUGUACUUUCUUUGGUUGGCUUUUUGUUGUGAAGUUAGUUUGGGUCAAAAACUCUUUACCACCCUAAAUGUAAUAAGCUGGAGACUUUAGAAAAGGAAAAACAUGAAAUAAAAAGGCGCAUAGUUCAGGUUUAUAAUGAUUGUCAUCAAGCUUUGUUUGAUUUGUCAUGUAUAGAAAUCAUGCUCCACUCUUAGCAUAAUCCCUGCUAAAAUGUGUUUGGUGUUUGUCUUGACUAAUGAAUAUUUUACAGGAAUGGCAGAGGAGUUUAGCAAUUGUGCUGCUAUAAGUUACUCGUGUCUUGUAGAUUUUGUCACUUGAGCUUUUGUGUCUAAGAGGAGAGUUUUUCAUAGUUCUCCCUCUUUUUGUUUUGUUUGGCUCAAGGUAACAAAAUGUAGGAAAAAUUAAACUCUGUAACUCAUCAAUAUACGAUAAUAAUUCUAUCAAUAAGGUAUUGUGGUGAGCUGACCCUUCAUCCACAGAGCUUACCAAUCUAUAGAUUUUUGGAUAGUCAAUUACAUACAAACUAGUUUUCUACAUCUCACAGCUCAUUUUCUGUUCUAUGCGCAGCUAACAAGCUUCUUUUGGUGUUUAAUUAAAUUAAUUUCAUUGAUCAUAACAGUUCACUUUUUCCUUUUGGUUCCAGUAGAUGUUGCUUCAAAAAUAUGAUUACGCAGACUUGUGAUAUUCAGAGAGACUGGGAAAGAAGGAAUAGCACAAGAAAUGACUCAUCUUUAAGUACCCACAGAUGCAUAUAUAUAUAUAUAUAUAUUUCAGGUGUAGCAUGAGACGUACUGGGGAUG